Molecule: messenger RNA, 2178 nt
Organism: Necator americanus (New World hookworm)
Lineage: Eukaryota; Metazoa; Nematoda; Chromadorea; Rhabditida; Ancylostomatidae
Exons: 16
Coding region: 1-2178 (725 amino acids)
Biological process (GO): regulation of DNA-templated transcription
Molecular function (GO): RNA polymerase II cis-regulatory region sequence-specific DNA binding; zinc ion binding; DNA-binding transcription factor activity
Source: RefSeq, a predicted model, not a curated record
AUGGGACUUGAAUCCGAUGUGCUAGGAAGAUGGUAUUAUCUAGCAGAGCUCACGUACGAUAACGCUCUGGCGAGGAACAUUUCUCAGUCAGGUAUCCCAAAACCUAGAGCUGUUUGGGAAGUAGCGUUCGACUGUGAUCACUAUCCAGUUCUCAACUUCAAAGGAGUUCCACAAGAGAAACUGAGGAGAUCCUCUUCAACCAAAAAUCGACAUGUCUUCAACACUGGCAAAGGAAAGGCUGUCGGUGAAGCAACCCCUCCAAUUUGGAGGGAACACUUCAAGACCUUGCUGAACCGGCAAGCACCGUCAGCUCCUGAACUCGAUUGGCCACUUCCAGAGCCGUGUACGGUAGUCAUGGAUUCGUGUCGCGUAUGUGGAGAUGGGAACGCGAAAACACACUAUGGUGUUGUCACAUGCUUCGGUUGUAAAGGAUUCUUUCGCCGAACCCUUAAACGGCCUUCGGAGUACCAAUGUCGUCAUAAUGGUACGUGUGUGGUGGAUCGACAUGAGCGUAAUUCAUGCAGAUAUUGCCGAUUUAAGAAGUGCAUCGAAGUUGGAAUGGAUCCAAAAGCGGUCCGUCCCGAUCGAGACGCAACCGGACGCCAUUAUCAGGGAAGACAACGUCGUUCGAAACUGAGCGCCGAUGAUGAAGGUGAAGUGGAUGCGGAAUGGAUGCGUAAACUUCCCGUCGACAUGCGAACUACGCUCAUGCAAAUCAUGAAUAUUGAUCUGAUGGUAGGAGGAGGAGAUGGAAACAUUGAUGGUAUGCAGCUGUAUCCGUUGAAUUUUACCUCUAUACGACAAGUGUUGGAAGAUCCGUCUGUUCUCGAUGGAAAACGGACAGAGAUGCGGUAUGAUUCAUUCCGUGAGGUAGAACCCGAAGAGCUUCCAGCAAUUGCUCAUCGUAAUUUAAUUUCUGCUAUUGAUUGGGUUGAUCAUCUUUUUGACAUUAUGGAUAUUCAAAAUCUCGAUGACAAGGUGGCUACCGUAAAGUAUUCAUUCGCACCGUUGAUGGUAUUCUGCUACAGUGUUAUAACGGCAAAAACCACAAAACAACAGGAUGUUGUUAGUCUUUGCAAUUUUGGUCACGUAAAACGAGGCUGUUGUACACGAUGGAAUGAACCAUAUCAUUUUGGCAACCGGCUUGCGGAACGUUCACUGGACGAGCUAAUAUCACCUUUCCGCCGAAUGAAUAUCAAGGAAGAAGAGAGUGCUUUGAUAAAAGCGAUUAUCCUCACUAAUCCUUAUAUCAAAGGACUAUCGGCGGAAGCAUCCGAAGCUAUUGCUGAUAUGAGGGAUAGAAUUCAGGAGACACUUUACCAUGUGGUCAGAGAGACCCAUCCUAAGGAGGUGGCGUCAUCGCGGUUUGGAAACUUGCUGCUAUUCAUUCCGAGUGUUAUGAUGCUCGGAGCUCUGGUUUGCGAGAAUCUUCAAGUCGUUGACUCUUUUGGACAUAUGCCAGAUCUACUAAUGCACGAUGUUCUUCGAGAAAUUAUCGUCGAAAGAAAUCAGCAGAACCAAAAUUCAAAUGAAACGUAUGAAGAUUCGGAUUCUCGUCAAUUCGAAACUAGUAUGUUACAUUCGGCUUCAUCGACAUCAGUCGAGUCUCUCUCUAACUAUAGCGGUGUCUAUUCGUACGAAAAUAGUGGUCAAGGAAUGCCCUAUAACUUCUCAAGCAAUUCUCUUCCCUCGACAAUGUCAAAUUUCCAAGUUGCCAUCAACAGUACCUCAUCGAUGCCCAACUUAGAUCACAUGCCAGAGUGUGAUCCAGAUUAUAACAUCACUCUUACACCCGAUAUGUACUGUGAUAUGCGUCAAGCAAUGUCAUUAACAAACAACAUGGACACAUCGGUAGAUGUUGGGCACUUGAACAGGAGUAGCAAUGAUUCCGUUCCGAACAGUCCAGGGAUAGAUUCACGACCUUCAUUUUACAUAGAGAGCAGUCGUCAUACAUUCACAGUUACAACAAAUGUGGAUAACAGGUUACCAUCGUAUCAAGGAAUGCCAUGUCAGAAUAACUCAAACUCAAUCCAUCAACCAAUGAUUAUUCAAGAACAAAAUGGGCAACCGCAUCAACAGCAUCUAUGCAAAUCCAACUCCCUUCCUCUACAAUACUAUGAUUGUGACCAAUUCAACAAUCAACAGACUAUGGAAUAUGACGAUGGAUACUAUCAAUAG